AUGACGACAGCCAGUACGACCCAAGACGACGCGUCUCCUCGUACUCAGCAGCAGCGCGAGAGCUUCCAGCGCCACAAUAGCGGCAUUGACGAGCGCAUCCGAUCAAGCAGCGGCAGUUUUGCGGUCCCUGGCGACCACGCAGACGACGACGCGUCCAUGUCGAACGACGAGUCCAUGUCUUCCUCUUCUACUUCCUCCUCGUCCUCGUCGUCCCGUCGUUCUUUUUCCCUGCAGUGCGUGAACUCCGAUCAAGUUCUAAGCCAUUCGACAAUCGACCGGCAUCGAACGAGUCGGACCAAUUCACUCGAGGACUUUGCUCGGCAGCUGCCGUACCUACAAGACACAAGUCGCCAAGCGACUGAGGGCCAUUGCGGCUCCCCUCAACGUGCUACGACGUUUUCAUUUGCCGUUACUGAUUCCGUGGACAGCGCUCCGAUACCAGCUCCGUCUCAUCCGAUGUGGCUCUUGACACAAUUUGCACCGGCGAUGUCCAAGACAAUUACAAGUGCAGAUCCCAGUGCCGAUAUGGAAGAUGAUGAAUCAUUUGACGAGGAGAUUGAGAAGAAUCAUGCAGCACAGACGACCGAUUGUCAAGCUCCUGGUGAACACAAGAGCGGUCGAGUGGGCAAUCGACGUGUGGCGUGGGCGUCGUCAGGUGCACAUGUGGAGCUGCCUGAAGGAGUACGUCUGACUUGUGCUCGGAAUGAAGUGGCGGGAGUACAGUUGCGAUUGAAGUCAAAUGUGCCAUUUUUACUCACGACAGACAAGAGCAAUUGGAUGCUGCCGAUGGGUCACGGACCAAAGGCGCGCGUGGCCGUCGACACGAGAUUUGUGCCGCCACAUAAGCUGACAGUGGAAGUGUUUGUGGUGGGGUAUGUUAUGAAUGAAAACGCAGAUCUUGUCAUGGAGACAUUGCAACGCACGGGAGUCAGUAGCAAGGCAGCAAGGGAACAUGCAGUGUACUUGCGGAUACGGAUCGCAGAAACACUCGAGCCUGGAGUGUAUGAAUUGCCGUUGUGGGUGUUUACACAGGAAGCAAGGUUUCGAGAUGAAGAGCUCACAUGGUCGAGCAGCGUUGUUGUGAGUGUUGUGGACGUGCAGCUUCCGGCGCCACAUAAUUGGCGGUUUCGAUUAGAUUUGUGGCAGCACUGGACGGCUAUAGCACGCGCACAUUGUGUGGCGUUAUGGAGCGACCGGCAUUUCGAAUUGAUUGAUCGGUACAUGGCUCCGCUUUCGGAAAUGGGCCAGAAGUGCUUGUCAGUUGUCGCCACAGAAAUGCCAUGGGCAGGCCAACAGUGCUACAUGGAAGAGCAAAACGCGUCAGCGUUGUUUGAACAUGCAAUAUUGGAUGUGUACGAGGACCCAGCGCAUGGAGUUCCGGUAACGGUUGACUUUACACACUUUGAUCGACUGCUAGCACUAGGUGCUCGUCAUCAUUUGGACCAUGAAAUCGAGGUAUUCGGUCUCCUGUCAGUGUGGCGCGACCCAGCUGCGGGAUUCGAUGCUCCAGCUGAGCUAACUGUGCGCCAUCUUCAGCCGCCUCCGGUCACAACUGCUUCCACAUCAGACGCGCAUUGCUCAACGUCUUUGGCAAGUUCCGGAAUGUCUUCUCCUACCGCAUCAUCCUCAAUUGGUGAUCAAAGGCCCGAUCGACUCGACCAAGAUCAACAAAACGAACCCGUAAUACCACCACCUCCUCCGUCGACAUCGGCUCCCCAAGCUCCGGCAUUUGUAAUCGAUGGCUGGCGCAUCAGGUGCCAGGACCGUACAACUCAGCGAGUCCGCUAUUUGCGGCAAGUUUCUGAGGUCGAGGCCUUCAUCGAGCAAUUUUACGCACAUUGUAAAGCGUUGGAGAUUGCAGAUCGCGUACGAAUAUGUGCUGACGAACCCCGCGACGUAGCAGUGUUCCACGAGCAACUGCGCUUUAUCGAGCGCCUGGCUCCCAAUUUCCGUAUCAAGCUGGCCGUGAACCAUUCGGAGUUUUUCUCGCCUGCAUACGCUCCACCGCAAGUGGCGGACUAUGUGCCUCUCUUACCUCUGGCUUGUGCUGAUCUCGAGGUAACUCGUCGAUUAGCCAAUAACGCGCGCGCCCGCGGAGGACACGUUUGUUGGUACGUCUGCUGUGGUCCAGCUUUUCCCAACCAAUUUGUGUCCUCGCCACUCGUCGAAGGUGAGCUCGUUGGAUACCUCACCUUCUUCUUCGAGCUGGAUGGUUUUCUGCGCUGGAAUUACUGUCUGUGGCCUGCCCGGCCAUGGGAUGAUCUCCGGUGGCGCUCUUCAAUGUGGAAAGUGGGUGACAUGUAUUUUGUGCUCCCUGGACAUGAUGGAUGGCCCGUGGAGACGCUCCGCCUCGAAUCCAUGCGAUUCGCCGGUCAAGCUUUUGAGCUUCUAGCUCUUGCAAAGGAAAUGCUGGCUCCAGUGCAGAUGCAGCAGCUACAGCGUGCGGUUGCUGAGCAGAUUCUACGAUCGAGCGAUUUGGAAGAGUUUGGUCGAUAUGCUGACCGCGCCCGUGAAGACUUGUACUCGCUCGACCCGCUAGACUACCAGCGCGCCAGAACGAUCAUUUUGAAUACACUGGCCGAUGCAGCAGUCAAGGGUGGCAAAGCCUAA
Molecule: messenger RNA, 2610 nt
Organism: Peronospora matthiolae
Lineage: Eukaryota; Oomycota; Peronosporomycetes; Peronosporales; Peronosporaceae
Source: the annotation of a GenBank genome assembly